Messenger RNA from Musa acuminata subsp. malaccensis (wild Malaysian banana), 1493 nucleotides. RefSeq names its product UDP-rhamnose/UDP-galactose transporter 2. Gene Ontology annotation, cellular component: Golgi apparatus. Lineage: Eukaryota; Viridiplantae; Streptophyta; Magnoliopsida; Zingiberales; Musaceae. Gene Ontology annotation, molecular function: UDP-galactose transmembrane transporter activity; antiporter activity. The record is from RefSeq and is a predicted model, not a curated record.
UUGAUUUUUUUGCCUUUUUCUUUUUUCCUCUUUCUGCUGUUUCCUUUUUCUCACCUCCACCUCUCUCCUUCCUCGGAACAUAUUAUAUAGAUCGAUUGCGGGAGUUGCGAGUCGGAGAAGCCGUUGCCUUCGCUUCCUUCCGUUCUCCGUCUUUCCCGCACUUGGUAGUCUUUGGGGGAUCAGGGAUUCGGUGGGAGGAGAAAGGGAAGGUGCCCGGCCAUGGAUCUGGAGAAGAAGCCCGUGGUGUCGGAUGUGGGGGCGUGGGCGAUGAACGUCGUCAGCUCCGUCGGCAUUAUCAUGGUCAACAAACAGCUCAUGUCACCCAACGGCUACGGUUUCUGUUUCGCAACAACGCUAACAGGCUUCCAUUUUACGGUCACUGCCCUUGUGGGUUGCGUUUCAAAUGCAACUGGUCUCUCUGCGUCCAAGUAUGUGCCUUUCUGGGAGCUCUUUUGGUUCUCCGUUGUCGCAAAUCUGUCAAUUACUGGGAUGAAUCUCAGUCUCUUGUUGAACUCGGUUGGGUUUUAUCAGAUCUCCAAACUGAGCAUUAUACCCGUGGUUUGCUUUAUGGAAUUUUUAUUGCACAGCAAACACUAUUCACAACGCGUGAUUGUAGCUGUUGCAGUUGUGGCCUUGGGAGUAGGUAUUUGCACAGUCACUGAUGUCGAUAUCAAUGCAAAGGGUCUUCUUUGUGCCUGUGUGGCUGUUUUUUGCACAUCACUGCAGCAAAUUACAAUUGGAUCUUUCCAGAAAAAGUACAGUAUUGGUUCCUUUGAGCUGUUAAGCAAAACUGCACCAGUACAGGCAGUCUCUCUUCUACUUGUUGGCCCAUUUGCUGACUACUACCUCAACCACCGAUCCCUAUUGGAAUACCCUUUUUCUUCAGGAGCAACUGCUUUCAUAAUCCUAUCAUGUUCCCUGGCUGUCUUCUGCAACAUGAGCCAGUAUCUCUGCAUUGGCCGGUUCUCCGCAACAUCCUUCCAAGUCCUGGGUCACAUGAAAACUGUGUGUGUGCUAAUUCUCGGAUGGGUACUCUUUGAUUCAGCUCUCACCGUGAAGAACAUACUAGGAAUGUUGCUUGCGGUGCUUGGCAUGGUAGUCUACAGCUGGGCUGUAGAGCAUGAGAAGCAGGCUAAGUUGGCCACCCAUAUCAGCGCCGAAAUCAAAUCGGAGGGGGAGGAUAUAAAGCUUCUGAAAGAGAAAGUAAAUGGACUCCCUGGGUCCGACCUUGAAUUGGGGCAGACCAAGAGCUGAUUCUUUUUCUCGACACCGUCAUGCUCAUCUUUUCCCUAAUUAUUUUUUGGUUAUUUGACUAUCCCAUUCCUUCCACUGCAUGCGACGGCUCUGUACUAAGUGGAUCUUUUUCUUCUUCUUUUUUACACCAUUUUUUUUACAUGGGAUUAUUGUAGGCAUUUUGCGGAUACAUUUUGUAAUUGCUGAAGGGUAUUCUCACUGCCCUCUUGUUCUUCUAUGCAUCAGAUGCUGAUUCACCA